Prorocentrum cordatum is the source of this 1837-nucleotide messenger RNA. The record is from the annotation of a GenBank genome assembly. Lineage: Eukaryota; Dinophyceae; Prorocentrales; Prorocentraceae.
GUCCCGUGGGCAGUCAACGGCCACUCGGUCGUUCAGGCCUCGGUGGUGUCUGUUCCCGGGGGACCUGAGAUCGAAACAGGCACGAAUGUUCUCUUCUGUCUGCAGUGCGGAGCCUCGGUAGGUAAGCACUUCUCCAGGGGAGCGGGGCUCGAUGCGGCCUGCCUGGGGAGAGACGCCCCAGGCCUCAGGACCCAGAGAGCCCGCCUCAGGAAAGGCCAAUACCCAGGUCGACAGAACGCGGUGCUGGAGGCCUACCGCGCGCCCUCGCAGGUGCUGCGAGAUCUCUGGCGCGCGCGCCUCCCGUCCUUGGCCGCCGGCGGCGGCCUCGAGGAUGUGGGGAUCGUGUCGUCUUCGCAGGCCCUGAUCGCGUACAACAAGUACCUGAUCGACCACGAGCGUUUCCCCUUCGCGGUCCCGCUCGUGCUUAUGCACACCGCCUUCUGCUCAGCGGCGUCCGCCGCGCUGUACGUUCUCAGGCCGUCGCUCUUCCCGUCGCUCACGGACCCGGACCGGAGGGUCGUCGUGGACCGAAGCCUCAUGUGCAAGGGCGCAAUCCCGAUCGGCUUCUUCUUCGCCGGCCAGCUGGUUCUGAGCAACACGGCCUACCUUCACUCGUCCGUGUCGUUCCUGCAGAUGCUCAAGGAGGCCAACCUCGCCAUCGUGUAUCUGCUGUCUCUGGCGUUCGCCUUGGAGAAGUUCAAUUGGUGGAGUGCACGGAUGCUCUUGCUGGUCGCCGUCUUCACUGGGAUGACCAUCCACGGCGAGCUGAACUUUUCCAUCACGGGGUUCGCCAUCCAAGGCCUGAGCCAGUGCUUCGAGUGUCUGAAGAUUGUCCUUCAGGCCAUGCUGCUGUCUAGCGCCGGCAGGAAGCUCGACGCGCUGACGUACGUGAUGCUGGUGAUGCCCAUCUGCUUCAUGGUGCUUCUGGCCCUGCUCGGGGCCCUCCACCUCAUCGGGCCCGGGCAGGACAUCCUCAGGACGCCGCACCGGGAGGACCUCGCCGCGUGGUGGCCGCACCUCGCCGCCAACACGCUGCUCGCCUUCACGCUCAACGUCGUCAUCGCGCUCUUCGUGAAGCAGAGCUCCGCCAUUGCCUUCCUGCUCGCGGGCAUCGUGAAGGACGCCAUGAUCGUGAUCAGCGCCGCCGUGUUUCUGCGAGAGACCAUCACGCCCCUGCAGGCGGUCGGCUUCGCGCUGCAGCUCGGGACCAUCACCGUGUACUCGCUGGUCAAGACGUUCCCCGACCACUUCGAGCAGGGCGUGCUGCUGGGCCUGGGCGCGAUGCUGUGCGGGCGAGGCCCGCAGGCGGCGAAGAAGGCGGCACAGGAGGCGAGGGAGUACGGGUCCGUCGAGGGCGGGGAGCGGGCGAGCUGAGGGCGGGCGCCGCCGCGCCGCCGCCGGCGUCGGCGCAGAGGGCCUCCGAGGGGCGGCGGCCUCCGAGAGGAAGCUGGGCGCUCCUCGUGCCCCUCCCUCCCUCUCUCGUCGUCGUCGGCAUCUCAAGGUUCAAUCCGGCGGCAGGGCUUUUCGGAGCAGUGCCUCGCUCCGGAACGUCCUGCUCACCAACUCUUGAGGGGCCGCGGCCCCCCGCUCCGCUCUCGAUAGGGAUGCGCCCCCGCGCGCGUCUCCUCGCUUCUCGCCGGCUCGUCGCCCAGAGAAGCUCGGAUGUCCGUUCACGGGAGCCUCGAGCGGCGACAGUGACAUCAGCUUCUUCUGCAUCCGCAUCGGGGCCGCAUGUGGCCCUGCCGCCUGCUCCCGCUCGCCCUUCCUGCUUCCCCCCCUCCUCCUUCUUCCCGCCCCCAGUGGUGAAGGAGCGAAUCCGGCCCCAAUUUUUGUACCC